Messenger RNA from Rubroshorea leprosula, 1339 nucleotides. Lineage: Eukaryota; Viridiplantae; Streptophyta; Magnoliopsida; Malvales; Dipterocarpaceae. The record is from the annotation of a GenBank genome assembly.
ACCCUCUUCACACAACAAAAAUGUCUUCUUCUUCUUCUUCUCCUUCCUCUUCUUCAUCCUCUAUUCCUCUGCACAAACAUCCUUCAGACCCAAAGCCCUAUUCCUUCCUGUCUCCAAGGACCCUUCAACUCUCCAAUACAUCACCCGCAUCAAGCAAAGAACUCCUCUCGUCCCCGUUAAACUAACCCUUGAUCUCGGCGGUGAGUUUCUCUGGGUGGACUGUGAACAAGGCUAUGUCUCCUCUUCCUACAAGCCUGCCCCCUGUAACUCUGCUCCUUGCUCCCUCGCAAAGUCCAAAUCUUGCGGCGACUGCUUCUCCAGUCCUAAACCCGGCUGCAACAAUCAAACCUGCAGCCUCCUCGCAGCCAACACCGUCACACAGAGCGGUACAAUAUUGGGGAGCCUGCUCAAGAUGUUGUAGCGGUGCAGUCUACAAAUGGAAAGACACCCGUGUGAAGGGAAUUGCUGGUUUGGGAAGAACCAGAGUUUCUCUUCGGUCGCAAUUCGCCGAAGCCUUUAGCUUCCAUAGGAAAUUCGCAAUCUGUUUGAUUUCUUCCACCGGUGUUGUAUUUUUCGGAGAUGGACCUUAUGUUAUGCUUCCAGGAAUUGACGUUUCCAAACACUUAAUCUACACUCCGCUCAUUCUGAAUCCAGUAAGCACGGCGCCGGCUCCCUUGGAAGGCCAGCCCUCUACCGAAUACUUGAUCGGAUUGAAGGCUAUCAAGAUCAACGACAAAGUUGUGUCUUUGAACAAAGCCUUACUCUCCAUUACUAGAGAAGGCCGCGGCGGCACCAAGAUUAGCACCGUCACUCCCUACACAGUGGUGGAAACUUCCAUCUACAACGCCUUGGUGAAAACUUUCCUCAAGGAAAUGCUCCCUCUCCCUAGAGUUCCAUCCGUCGCGCCAUUUGGGGUCUGCUUCAACGCCACCGGCAUCCCUAGCACCCGCAUGGGACCACCAGUGCCGACGAUCGAUCUUGUGCUGCAGAGCAACAGCGUGUUCUGGAGAAUUUUCGGUGCAAACUCGAUGGUUUGGGUUCGGGGCGACGUAAUUUGUUUAGGAUUUGUUGACGGCAGUUCUGAGGUGACCACAUCAAUUGUGAUCGGAGGGCAUCAACUGGAGGACAACCUUCUGCAAUUUGAUCUGGCGGCGUCGAGGCUUGGAUUCAGUUCUUCUCUGCUUUUCCGACGAACGACAUGUGCUAACUUCAUUUUCACUUCUUCUGCUUAAGUAGGAAAGCAAAUAUUAUCAAGUUUGAGCAGAAGAGUUUAAUUUCCUAAUUUCCCACGCAACUCAACUUAAAAUUAAUCAAAUUGUAAUAUAAUUUUUAAAUAUGA